AAGGUCCAGCGGACGGUCAAGGACGGGGCGUGGACCCCUUGGCUUUCUGCUCUGAGUGCCAACCCCCCAAGAGCCUUUGCCUUCACACAACACCGCCAUACAGCGACUUCAGUGACGCGUGUGUGUGCGCUGAAAAGAGUCACAGAGCAUUGGCCUGUCCUGGUUCAUCAGCAGGACAACGCUCCACCAAACCCAUUGUUCUCUCAUGACACACAUCUUGAUCGUAUUCAUAAGACGGGGCGCCGGUGGAGAUAACAAAAUCCGGAAGUUGCCACUUGGUCUUGCCUCAAAAUCCAGUCGUGUGUUGGGUGCUGAACUGUGUGUCCUUAAGAAAUAAAAAACAACACCCACCUGUCUGAAGGACUACCGCCCAGCUUUACUCGCCUGCAAAGUGAUGAAGUGCUUGAAGAGCUGGUCACAGAUCACUUCGUCCCAACCUGUCAACAAGAAAGCCCACAUCCUCCAUGACACCCUAUAUCACCUGGACAUGAAGUGAUCAAGGUGUGGCACCUGCGAUGCCUCCCUCCCAACCUGGAGUGUCCACCACCGUCACCAUCCGCAUGGCCACCUCCGCUUGCUGACGGUUGCACUCCUCUGUCACCUCUUCGGACUGGAAGACGCCCAGUUUUCCCAGGAUGGUGUUCCCAGCAGAACUCUUCCCUGUUUCACGCUCGCCCAGGAGAACCAGUCUGACCUCAGGGAGACGGCGAGGAGACUUGGAGAACGACUGGUGGGCAUCCAGCUCCGAGCCCUGGAGACCAUCGCCUGGAGCAGAGAAAGGGUAUUUAAGCAGGAGCAGAAGUUUCCUAAGACGGAGCAGCAGCAGAGGCAGCAGACAAACUCCAACCAGCAGCAGCUUCUCCACCUUCAUCUGAGUUUUGUGUCAGAUCAUCCGUCCUGAGCUAUCGUCACCAUGUCCAAUCAAGGAGCCACCGUGGCCCCCUCCUCGGCCCCCCCUAUUCCCUCUGGACCCCCUCCCAAAGUGACGAGCAGCGGUCGCUCCACAGAUCCCAUCGCCACCACCAACUCCGACUCGACAGACAUACCCGAGUUUGAGCCCUUUGGUAUGCCCGGCCCGAGAGGAUAUCCACCCAUGACUGAAUUUCUUGACAUCUUUGACGUGGACAUGAUGAAGAGGCCGGAGGAGAUCAACAAGAAGCAACACCACACCGACUUAUACAACUCUGUUGAUCUCAUCGUCCGUCGAGGACAAGAGUUCCAGGUCAAGGCCACCUUCAACCGCCCGUACAAUCCUGCCAAGGACAAGUUCGCUGUAGAGUUCGUCAUCGGCACCAGCCCUCAUUACAGCAAGGGCACCUAUAUCCCCGUCUUCCCCAACAAGGAGCGUCUCACCACCUGGGACGGCCGCAUCAUAAACAACUCUGGCAACAGCGUCACCAUUGGCGUCACUGCUGCGGCAACCUGCAUGGUGGGAAAGUACCACAUGUACGUCGCCGUGAUGACCCCCUUUGGCAUUCGCCGCACCAGACGGGACGACAGCCGGGACCUCUACGUCCUCUUCAACCCCUGGGUGAAAGAGGAUGCUGUGUUUCUGGACGAUGAGACGGAGAGGCAGGAGUGUGUGAUAAACGAGAUAGGGAUCAUCUAUCACGGUGCAUUCGAUGACAUCUCAGAGAGAAACUGGAACUAUGGACAGUUUAACUAUGGAGUCCUGGAUGCCUGUCUGUACAUCAUGGACCGGGCUCAGAUGCCCAUCACCAACAGAGGAGACCCCAUCAAGGUGACCAGGAAGGCCUCUGCCAUGCUGAACUCUCGUGAUGACGAUGGCGUGCUGGUGGGGAACUGGAGCGGCGACUACACCUACGGAGUGGCACCCACCUCCUGGACCGGCAGCACAGACAUCCUGAUCAGCUAUUCGCGGAGCAAGAUGCCCGUCUGCUACGCCCAGUGCUGGGUCUACGCUGCUGUUUUUAACACCUUCCUGCGCUGUCUGGGCAUCCCAUCGAGGGUCGUCACCAACUACUACUCUGCUCACGACAACGACGGAAACCUGAAGACUGACAUCAUCCUGGAGGAGAGCGGCAGGAUCGACCGUGCCCGCACCAAAGACUCUAUCUGGAACUAUCACUGCUGGAAUGAGUGCUACAUGUCCAGACCUGACCUGCCACAGGGCUUUGGAGGCUGGCAGGUUGUGGAUGCAACACCACAGGAGACCAGCGAUGGGAUGUACAGAUGUGGUCCAGCAUCAGUUAUGGCCAUUAAACACGGGCAGACAUGCUUCCCAUAUGAUGCUGCCUUUGUGUUUGCUGAGGUCAACAGCGAUGUGGUGUUUUAUUCCCGAAGCAGAGAAGGAACCAUGGAGCCGGUCAAAGUGAACCACAGUCAUGUUGGUCGCAUGGUGCUGACCAAAACUCCAGGAGACACGACCCGCCGUGACAUCACUGAUCAGUACAAGUUUCCUGAAGGCAGUGCAGAAGAGCGCACCGUCCUGGAGAAGGCUGAGGAGUACGGCUGUCACCGAGAGAAAUCUGACCCUCCUCCGGCUGAUGUGGACCUGGUCCUGCCGUCACUGGAGAUCAGCAUUGGUGACGACUUUGAGCUGAGCCUGGAGUUCGUAAACAAAAGCGAUGAGCGUCGCAUCGUGGAUGCAUACGUCAGCGGGAGUGUGGUGUAUUACACCGGAGUCACUGCUGCGGAAUUCCUGUUCAGGGAUCCCAUGGUGACAAUUGGUCCCAAAGCAAGUGUGAAGGAGCUGGUGGUGGUGGAGUCAAAGCGUUACAUGAAGCACCUGGUGGAGCAGGCCAACCUCAACUUUAUUGCCACAGGGAAGGUCAGGGAGACCGGGCAGAUAGUCAGCGUCAUGAAAGUCGUCCCCCUGCGGAACCCCAAACUCAGCAUCACAUUGUCUGAAGGGGGAAGAGUGAGUGAAGAGAUGACAGUCACUGUGGAGUUUACAAACCCCUUCAGCUUCAACCUGGAGGGCGUCUACGUUCGCAUGGAAGGACCUGGGCUCAUGCUGCCCAAGGUGAAAUAUUACAGUGUGAUCCCAGGCGGCUCCUCCCUGGUCUGGGUGGAGUACUUCAGCCCGCUGAGGGCCGGCAACAGCAGGAUGUUCGCCACCCUGGACUGUCCCGCUCUCAGGCAGGUCCACGGCCAGGCGUCUGUCACCAUCCAGCCCUGAGGAUCAACGGUGCCCAACAUCUUUCAUCACACUUACACUUAAGCCAAAAUAUACUCAGUUUUUAUACAGGCGUUUUUAAAUCUUUCAGUGAUGAGAUAUAUUGCCUGAGGAAAUAUUACAUCAUUGAUAGUUUUUAGCCAUAAGCAAAGAAAUUUCUCUUGGAUCGAAAAGGAAUUUCUGGAAAUGCAAUCUGAUUUUGCAAAUUCAAAAAGUGACAAAUUUUUGUACCAUAUCAAGCAUUUUAACCACUCAAAUUCAUCUGGGACAUUUUACAAUGAAAAGGUUUGAUCCAAAAUGUGUUUUUUUAUCUACAGAUAGCGCCUUAAUUGAACUCAGAAGUACAAGUUUGUGUAGACUGAGAAUUGAUGUCUCCAUUAAUCACUCCCUGUAAAAAAACACAAUUGUCAAUUGUGAGCAAAAAACCCCUGUGAUUUCUACAUUUAUAAAUCACCGUUAUUACAUUUCA
This is a messenger RNA of Notolabrus celidotus (New Zealand spotty), 3608 nucleotides long. RefSeq names its product coagulation factor XIII, A1 polypeptide b (gene f13a1b). The record is from RefSeq and is a predicted model, not a curated record. The transcript has 20 exons. Lineage: Eukaryota; Metazoa; Chordata; Actinopteri; Labriformes; Labridae. Gene Ontology annotation, molecular function: protein-glutamine gamma-glutamyltransferase activity. Bases 914 to 3142 code for a protein of 742 amino acids. Gene Ontology annotation, biological process: peptide cross-linking; blood coagulation, fibrin clot formation.